CCCAGCUGCGGCCGGUGGAUGCCGUCAUGGCGCGCGUCGGAGCCGGAGACUGCCAGAUGAAGGGCGUCUCGACCUUCAUGGCGGAGAUGCUGGAGACGGCCGCCAUUCUCAGGUCGGCUACCAAGGACUCCCUGAUCGUCAUCGAUGAGCUGGGCCGCGGCACUUCCACUUACGACGGCUUCGGACUAGCAUGGGCCAUCUCAGAGCACAUCGCGCGCGAGCUGGGCGCCUUCACGCUGUUCGCCACCCACUUCCAUGAGCUGUCAGCGCUGGCGGCCGAGGUGCCGGCCGUGCAAAACCUGUACGUGACGGCACUGACGGCCGGGCAGGAGCUCACCUUCCUCUACAAGGUGCAGCCGGGCGUCUGCGACCAGAGCUUCGGCAUCCACGUGGCCGAGAUGGUCAAGUUCCCGCGGCAGGUGAUCGAGGACGCGCGCAGCCGAGCUGGCGAGCUGGAGGACUUCUACGGCUCGCACCAGGCGGCCACGGCCGAGCUGGCCGGCCCGCCCGAGAAGCGGGCCCGCGCCGACGGAGACCAGGAGGCGAGCGAGGUCAUUAGUUCGUUCCUGGAGCAGUAUGACCGACUGGGCGCCGACCUGAGCCCGGAGGAGCGGCGCCGGGCCGUCACCGAGCUCAUGGACGGCGUCAGGAGCCGGCGGGACCCGUACGUCAGUCACGUGCUGUCCCGGCUGGGGCUCCACUGACCGGCGGGACCCGUGCGUCAGUCACGUGCUGUCCCGGCUGGGGCUCCACUGACCGGCGGGACCCGUGCGUCAGUCACGUGCUGCCCCGGCUGGGGCUCCACCGAUCCGUGACGUUGUCCUGAAGAACUGUGCCAUGUGACGAGGCUGUAGCUGUUGGUGCGGAAUA
Molecule: messenger RNA, 870 nt
Organism: Pollicipes pollicipes
Lineage: Eukaryota; Metazoa; Arthropoda; Thecostraca; Pollicipedomorpha; Pollicipedidae
Product: DNA mismatch repair protein Msh2
Exons: 5
Coding region: 27-704 (225 amino acids)
Biological process (GO): mitotic recombination; mismatch repair
Cellular component (GO): MutSalpha complex; nucleus
Molecular function (GO): ATP binding; mismatched DNA binding; ATP-dependent DNA damage sensor activity
Source: RefSeq, a predicted model, not a curated record